Molecule: messenger RNA, 1414 nt
Organism: Cervus elaphus (red deer)
Lineage: Eukaryota; Metazoa; Chordata; Mammalia; Artiodactyla; Cervidae
Gene: PTRHD1
Product: peptidyl-tRNA hydrolase domain containing 1
Exons: 2
Coding region: 13-435 (140 amino acids)
Molecular function (GO): peptidyl-tRNA hydrolase activity
Source: RefSeq, a predicted model, not a curated record
CCUGAUCCCAGCAUGCACCGCGGGGUAGGCCCGGCCUUUCAGUUGAACAGGAAGAUGGCGGCCUCUGGCGGAGAGCCGCAGAUCCUGGUACAGUACUUGGUGUUACGAAAGGAUCUAUCACAGGCUCCGUUCUCCUGGCCAGCGGGCGCAGUGGUCGCACAGGCCUGUCACGCAGCCACCGCGGCCUUGCACCUUCACCGCGACCACCCGCACACAGCCGCUUACCUCCGGGAGCUAGAGCGCAUGCGCAAGGUGGUCCUUGAGGCCCCGGAUGAGACCACCUUAAAGUUGCUGGCAGAGACGCUGCAACAGAAGAACAUUGACCACAAACUGUGGAUGGAGCAGCCAGAGAACAUCCCCACUUGCAUCGCACUCCGUCCCUACCCCAAGGAAGAAGUGAGCCAGUAUUUGAAGAAAUUCCGAUUGUUCAAAUGACUGACAUUAUCCAUUGCUUUGUAUGUUUGAGUAUCAGCUGUGUCCAGAAACUGCAUGCCGUCCAUCCCUAAGCACCGUGUACUCCUUUCAAUGACAAUUCCCUCUACCUUUUAAAUUAUGGUAGUUUUUUUUUUCUUGGCCAUGCCGCAUGGCUUGUGGGAUCUUAGUUACCCAACCAGGGAUUGAACCUACACUCUUGACAGUGCAGAAUUCUAACCACUGGACUGCCAGGGAAUCCCUAAAUUAUGACAGUUUCUUGAAGGUCAAACACAUGUUCAUAUUAAAGUUGUCAUUAAUAAGUAUUUCCUCUUACUUUUAAUUAAUAAGUUCAGAUGGGGAAGGUAGGUGAGUAGCAUUAUCAUCUAUGGGUCUUUGCUCAAAUAGAAGAUUUGGUUAGACUUCUGUAUAGGGUCAAGGAAAUGCCCUUACUUUUUUGUUAGAAUUAAUAUAGUUCUUUCAAUCACCCAGGUUUAAAACUUAGCCUUUAAAGUCCUUGUCUCUUAUUCAUUUUCAGGUCUCAUAAUCGUUGAAUCUAGGACACCAUCAGAUUUAAGAUACACAGUGAUUUUUACCUGUUGUUAAGAAAGGAGAAAUGCUCCAGUUGAGACAUACAAUUAACUGAAAGAUAUAUUCCAACUUCAAAGAUAUAAAAUUUAUUCCAAGUACCACAUCUAUUUUCGUAUAGCUUCCAGUGCCACGGCCCUGAGUCGGGCUCUCAUUUUCCUUGUGGGUGUCCCACUGGUCUGCUCACCUACUGUAUCCUGGUUACAAGGUAGCAGAUGUUCUGCCACCAGGUUUAUGUAGGAUCACUGAGCACCCUCGUCAGUAUAGGGUCCUACUUGCCCAUGGAAUAAAGUCAGGAUUCCUUAGCUCAGCCCUCAGGCCCUCCGUGGUUAUAUUUCCUAACUAACUUUUUAGGUGACUCUUCAAUUCCCUUAUUCAAACUUGAUGUAUCAAUAAAGACACUCCAGUUGCUGCC